This is a messenger RNA of Cladocopium goreaui, 195 nucleotides long. The record is from the annotation of a GenBank genome assembly. NCBI's taxonomy places the organism in Eukaryota, Dinophyceae, Suessiales, Symbiodiniaceae.
AUGAGGCAGAGGUUGCGCAGUGAGGAAUGCUUGCCAGAGAAAGGCUGGGAGAAAAAUGCAUUGUCAGCAGAUUAUCGAAGCCUAAGCUUGCUGGAAACCUUGUGCCGUCGUGAGAAGGAUGGCCGGCAGCAGGCUGAGGCCGUAGUUGCCUCGGAACGCCGCCGGGCAGAUUUGGCAGUAGCAACUUGGACAUGA